Messenger RNA from Closterium sp. NIES-65, 6672 nucleotides. Lineage: Eukaryota; Viridiplantae; Streptophyta; Zygnematophyceae; Desmidiales; Closteriaceae. The record is from the annotation of a GenBank genome assembly.
AUGGACAGCCAAGUCGAAGACGCGGUUUCCAGUGCUUAUCGCAAGAAGGUCGUGAAAGAGAGUCGCACCUCUCGAGGAACCUCCUCGUCUAUUGGGACUCCUACCACCGCUGGUAUCACCAGCAGUAUUGAUUACUUGGUGCGGGAUGAGGACCUGGCGUGGUCCGCGCUGAUUGGGCGGCUGGCGAACAGCGACGGAGCGAGUGAUGGUGACAGCCGGGGGUUGGCAGCAGCCGUGCUGGACGCAGCGGCACUCCUGCCCGAGAUUGCAGCACUGCGUGUGGACGCCGCAGCCGUCGACAGGCUGCCUCUCCUCCUCCUUGACAGCGGCGUUGGUGCCGCUGGCAUGGCGGGCCCUGCUGCAACCACUGCCGCCGCUACUACAGCCACUGCUGCUGUUGUGAAAGCAGCGCUGGUCAAUGGAAAGUCAAGCAAGUCAACCACUGUGGCUUCCAACUCUGUCAUCGAGCAGUCGUCCCUCACUAAACUUGAAGCUGCUUCUGCUGGUGACAGCGAUGCUGCAGGACGCACCGGUGGGCUGGAUGGUAACGACCACAGCAGCAACAUCAGCGGCAGCAGCAUGCGUCGCGGUCCGGCUUCAUCCAGCUCGGCUUCUUCUGCCCCUCUCUCUGCUGUUGCGGCUGAUGGCAGCGCUGCUACUGCUGCACCUGCUGCUGCGGCAACGGCAGCUGUGCAGACGAAGCAGCAGCAGCAGGGCGUGGGGGGCGAGCAGCAAGGGGUGGGCAUCAUUCCAUUCCUCAAGGGCAAGAACGUCCUCAUCACCGGCGCCACUGGCUUCCUUGCUAAAGCCCUGGUGGAGAAGAUACUGCGAGAGCAGCCAGACGUGGGGCAGCUGUACCUGCUCAUCCAGCCGCGGGGGGACACCACCGCGCACCAGCGCCUCGCUUCCCAGGUGAUUCCAUCGGCCAUUUUUGGGCAUCUGAAGCAGCGGUACGGCGAGGGCUACGAGGCGUUCAUGAGCAGCAAGCUGACGGCGGUGGACGGCAACAUAGGCGAGGAGAACCUGGGUCUCAGCGUGGUCACCAGUGCUGCUCUGGCGGAUAAAGUGGAUCUCAUCAUCAACUCCGCUGCCACCACUGACUUUGACGCCCGGUACGACGUGGCACUGAACAUCAACACGCUGGGCCCCCGGCGACUGUUGGCCUUCGCCAAGCAGUGCCGCCACCUGCAGCUGCUGCUGCACGUGUCCACUGCGUACGUGAACGGCAAGCGCAAGGGGCAGGCCAUGGAGCGCCCCUUCGCACCCGGGGACACCAUCGCAGCGGAGAUGCUCGCACAGGCCGCACACUCCCCUGCUGCCUCUGCUGCGGCUGCUGCAGCAGCAGGCAUUCCCGCUCUAGACGUGGACGGGGAGGUGGCGUUUGCGCAUAAGGAGCGCGUGGAAGUGGAGGCGGCGGCAGUGGCGAGGGGUGCGGGCAAGGACGAGGUGCUGGCUGCUGUGAAUGCACACAUGUCCGCCCUGGGCCGCGCCAGGGCGCAGGUGUUUGGGUGGCAGGACGCGUACGUGCUGUCCAAGGCCAUGGGGGAGAUGACACUGGGGGAGCAGCGCGGGGGAGCGCAGGGGGGGGAGGAGGAGGGGGGUGCAGGGGUGGUGCCCGUGGUGGUGGUGCGGCCGAGCAUAGUGGAGAGUGCGUUGUGUGAGCCCAUGGCAGGGUGGAUGGAGGGCAUGCGCAUGGCGGACCCCAUCCUCAUGGCAUAUGGCAAGGGUGCCAUGGCUGGCUUUCUUGCCGAUGGAGUGGCUGACAUUAUCCCAGUGGACUUCGUCGUGAAUGCCAUCUUGGCCGUCGCUGCCGACAAUGCCAAGCUGCCCCCACAGGCACCCCACGGCACCACCAUCAGCGCCACCGCCACCACCUCUGCGUCUGCCUCUGGGUACUGCCUGCCUCGUGUGUACCACGUGACAACCUCAGCGGCUAACCCUCUGCAUGUGAAGACCAUUGCCGAUGCUGCCACUGACCAUUUUGCUGCCAAGCCCAUGAAGCAGAAGGAUGGCUCGCCCAUUUCUGUCGCUCCGGCUAGGGUCUUCAAAUUCCCCAUGCUGUUCCUCCUGGACCUCUGGAUCCGAUACCAGCUCCCCAUGCUGCUGAUGAAGCUCUUCCCUAAAAAGGGAGCAUCAACCGCACGUCGGACUAUGAUUAUGAUGAAGACGAUUGAGUCACUCAUGCACUUUGCCAAGAUAUACUCACCAUACACCUUUUACGAGGCACAGUUUGACUCCAGCAACACUGAAGAUCUCUUUGCUAGGAUGUCAUUGGACGAGCAGCAAAAGUUCAACUUCAAUGUGCGCAAUAUCAACUGGCACAACUACAUGUGCAACGUUCACAUCCCAGGACUACGCAACUUUCAGGAGAUUCAAAUAAUCAGGGCUCACAGCAGCAGCUGCGAUUCAACAGUGCGCGGGCCGUGCUCCUCACCUCGCCUCCUCUGGCUGCUUCCGUCCUGUCGGUUGAGGAACGCCUACGAAGGAGGGGAGAGGGACUUGACGUGUGUUCCCGCAUGCCUGCACACGUCCUCGUGUGUGCGUGCUUUCUUCAAACUGACUCAUGCCCUGUCAUGCAUCCGCAGAUACGCGCAAUCCUGCUCAUCGUUCGGUAUCAGCCCACCGCCCGACAUCCUCAGCGCUCUGGCGUCACCCUCGCACCGCAUAUCUGAGGACGGGUCGCCGCAGUUAGCGGUAGAGCUGCCUCUCGCGCACCUGUCGGACGCGGUCGCGGUGACGCUGGGCGAGUUCCUGGCGACGGCGUGUCCAGAGCUGCAUAUCGUGGACGUCAGCAGCGCAGACGCGGUACCCACCGUGAGCGGCCACGGCAUUCUCUUCCUGCUGCGCGCCGUGGGACCGCACCUGCAGCACGCCAACCUCUCCAACAUCCCGCUCGGCCGCGAGGCCUUGAGAGAUCUGUUCCAGCGCGGGCUGAACGCGCGCAGCCUGUGCUUCUCCUUCUGCCGCGUGCGCAAGCUCGACUUCGUGGGCGCGUUCCCGCGCCUGCGCUCCCUCGUGCUGGACCACAACCCCGCCAUCACGUGCCUCCCCGACGGCUGCUUCUCCAACGCGCCGUCGCUCACGUCGCUCUCGCUCUGCGCCACGGGCAUCUCGAACCUCUGGACCACUGUCGCCGCGCUAGCCAAGCUCCCCCUCUUGACGCGGCUCCGCUUUCAGGGGUGCAUGUGCUGCCGCGGCGACACGUCCGCGUGCGCGGAGCUUGCAGCGGGGCUGGCUGGCGAUGCCGCGGACGCGGACGAGGGCGCGCGGAGGGAGGUGGCGAGAGCAAAUGCUGGUGAUGGUGGUGCUGAUUAUGCUGGUGCUGGUGUUGGUCAACGGGAUGAGGACGUGGUGGAAAUACGGGCGUGGUUGGGCGAGGAAGAGGGGAACCUGGAGAACUUGGUGCGGGAGGGCAUGGAGAUGGAUGAGGUCAUGCGCGAGUGGGAAGCGCAGGGGCAGGCUGAGGGCGCUCUAGAUGCUGCGCUGGACUUGGCUGAGCAAGUAGGCAUGGGGUUCGGUGGCCCGGGGGAUGAAGAGCUCGGUAUGGUUGGCGAUGAGGACUUGAGGGGCGCGCAGGGCGAGGAGGAGGAGGAGGAGGAGGAGGAGGAGGAGGAGGAGGAGGAGGAGGAGGAGGAGGAGGAGGAGGAGGAGGAGGAGGAGGAGGAGGAGGAGGAGGAGGAGGAGGAGGAGAUGUUUGACGGGAAUGCGAGUGAUGAGCGUCCAGAGGAAGAGGAGGAGAGCGACGAGGACGAGGAAGAGAGAGAACGCAGGGAUGGUGAGUUUCGCCACGUGGGCAUGCCAUGGCAGCAGGUUCUGUCUCGUGAAGCGAGGGGACUGAGGCAGGGAGGUGGAGAGCAGCAGGACGCAGCAGAAGCAACAACCGCGGGGAAUAAUGGCGGUGCAACAGGCGCGGGAGCUGAGGGUCUUGGCCCCAGAGCAGUCCCUCUGGGCCCAUCACCGCGCAUGCGUCCCGGUCGCCUUCACCAGCAUCAACCUCUGUUUCGGCCCAUUCCUGCUGUCCGCACUGCUGCUGCUGUGCCAGGUACAGGGGCCGCACAGGGCACGGGUCUGUUGGCCGAGCAACGGGGGGUGCUAACAGCAGCGGCACACGGAGCAGGGGAACAGACAGCAGGGACAGCAGCAACUGCCAGCGCGGACCCAGCAGGUCUGGGUGGGGCUGGAGGAGGUAUGGCUGGAGGGCUCACGGCACGAGAACUGGACUUGAUAAGCUAUCUUAUGGGGGAUGCACCCAGGCGUCUCCGGGGCAGGGAAACUGGUGCUAAUGCUACCAACGAUCAACGCGCCGAUGCUGCUCGUGCUGCUCGUGCUGUUCGUGCUAGCGCUGCCGGUGAUGGUGGCGCUGCACGCCGUGACUACCAUGCCUUGGAAGGCCCGUACGCCGCAGCGUCCAAUUUCCUGCACCACUCGUCGCCCAUCUGCCAUGUGCCGCACUACCGUGCGUUUGUGCUGUCGUCCCUGCCGCAUUUGGACGUUCUAGAUAACAUGGCGGUGAGGGAAGGCGAGCGCGCACAGGCGGAGGGCGAGUGCGAGAGCAGCUUUGAGCCGCUGCCGUACGGGCUGGGCAGCAUUGGUAACGUCGUGCACCUGCUGAUACGCAGAGAGAUCCGCGCCCCGCUCAGAGCUCUCGCCUCUGUUGCUGCCCGCCCACUUCCCAGCCAGCAAAGCGUUUCCAAGGAAAAAUUGCCUCCUGUUGGUGCUGUAACUGGUACUGCUGUUGCUGGUGGUGGGGCUGUUGCUGGUGGUGCUGCUGUUGCUGCUUCUGCUGCCGCCACACCCGUCAUUGCGUCUUACACAGCAUCUUCUGACUGCGUGACUGGCAGCAGUGGCAGGCCUGCGGGAGGCGCAGCAACGGAGGAGCUGGUGGGGGGACAGCAACGGCAGCAAGACAGGGUCGCGGGCGUAUUGGGCAGUGGGAGCGGGGAUGGUGCUGACAGCCAAAGAGUGGGGCAGACCGACAUGGAGUAUUCGUCGCAUGAUAGCGAGGGUGACGAAAAUGGUGAUGGCGAUGAUGGUGACGAGGAUGGCGGUGGUGCAGGGAGAGGCAAUGCGCGGUGUUGUGGGAAGGGCAAAGCACCUGUGGAGGAGCAGGACCCAGAAUCCGCCUCUGCACGUCUGUGGCGUGCUACAGCCGGAGCCAAGGGCGGCAGUGUGGAGGGCUACAGGCGCGCUCUAGGAGCCAACCGAGUGGGCUGUAGCAGCUGGCCCGCCAGCCGCCCCAUGACCUGCCCUCUGCGCAACGCAGGGCUGGACGCUCCCAGAACGAUGUCGUCGAGCCUGCGGCCACGGCAGUUUGAGUACCAUCCAACGGAGGCGCAUCUGAUGGUGUUUGGCACGCUGCACGGGGAUGUGGUGGUACUCAACCACGAGUCAGACCGCCUCGUGGGCCACGUGCAGUCCGUUGGUGCCCCACACUCCAUUCUUGGCCUCUGCUGGCUCAACAAACAUCCCAACAGGCUAAUAGGCGGGUGUGACAACGGGUCCAUCCAGCUGUACGACGUGGAGCGCAUGCGCGCCUGUCUCGUCGCUGCCAUCGGCCGCUCCGCUGCCGCCGCAGCCAGCACCAGCGGCGCCAGCAGCAGCGGCACAGGCAGCAGCGAUGGCAGCAGCGUGGGUGGCGGCAGUGCAAGUGCACUGACUGGCAGUGGCGGGCGAGGUGCCACCACAGCAGCAGCAGCAGCAGCAGCGGCAGUAGCACCGGCGGACUUGACCACCCCUCCGGCUGUGCUGGCAGCGCCAGCAGCAGGUGCAGGACGCACAGGAGGUCUGGUGUCAGACAGUCCGCUUGGCCUUGGUGGUUCUGCAAGUGGAAGCUCUCCUGUGACUCCUGGACGGUUGCGGCACCCUGCCAUCCACACAUAUGAUGAGUUUGAGCAGCUCACGUCCGUGCAUGUCAACUGCACUGAUGACCUCUUCCUCGCCAGCGGGUACUCGAACCACGUGGGGCUGUACGACCUGCACACGGGGCGGCGGCUGCACACGCUGCACAACCUGCACCGCGAGCACAUCAACGUGCUCAAGUUUGCCCACCACUCGCCGCACGUCUUCGCCACCUCCUCAUUCGACCGCCACGUCAAGCUCUGGGACGCACGUCAGCGCAUCUCGUCCUCGUCUGGGGGCGGGUUCGGGGGGCUGUUUGCGCAGGGGCGGGAGAGCGUGCGGCCGAUUUACUCUGUGCGCAGUGACCGUGGCAAUGUGAUGGUGUGCUUCAGCCCUGACGAUCAGUUCCUGCUGUCCUCUGCUGUUGACAAUGAGGUGCGGCAGCACAUAGCAGUGGAUGGUCGGCUGCAGCAGCGGUUUGAGAUAGCGGCGCUGGGCAGUGCGCACAACUACACGCGGUCCUACUACAUGAACGGGCGUGACUACAUUGUAUCAGGCAGCUGCGAGGAGAACGUGGUGCGCAUCUGCUGCGCUAAAACCGGUCGCCGCCUCCGCGACAUCCCCCUGGAGGGCAAGGGCGGCAAGAGCUCCCUCUACGUGCAAUCUCUGCGAGGAGACCCCUUCAGGGACUUCCAUCUGUCGGUGCUCGUGGCCUACAGCCAGCCCAACUCCCCCUCAGACAUUGUCAAGGUGAAUCUAGUGGCGGGUCCUCCGCACCGAAAGGGCCUAGACAAUGACUUUCAGACUCAGCCGUUGGCGUCAGUGGGUGCGUAG